Messenger RNA from Mauremys reevesii (Reeves's turtle), 3972 nucleotides. RefSeq names its product thymocyte selection associated (gene THEMIS). The record is from RefSeq and is a predicted model, not a curated record. Lineage: Eukaryota; Metazoa; Chordata; Testudines; Geoemydidae. The coding region runs from base 121 to 2187 and encodes 688 amino acids. The transcript is spliced from 7 exons. Gene Ontology annotation, biological process: T cell receptor signaling pathway.
UCCAGCAACAGAAAGUUUCUGAGAGAUGUCCCAGACUCUGUUCCUGUGAGAACCAUGGGGGACGUCACAGGAGGUGCUGGCCUUUAGACACCAAAUGUAUGUGCUGCCUUGACACAGACCAUGGCAUCAAACCUGACAAAAUUCAUCCAUUCCCUGGAUCCGAGAACCCUCCCCAGGGUUCUCCAAAUCCAGUCAGGCAUCUACUUCCAAGGCUCCAUUUAUGAAAUGUUUGGAAAUGAAUGCUGCCUGCCAACCGGGGAAUUGAUUAAGGUUACUGGGUUCAAAAUUAAUAAGAUCAUUGCAAGCAUCUGCGAGAGUAAUGAAGACAGCCAGUGCUCAGCCAGAAUUGAAUUGCCUCUGAAUUUUCCAGGUCUUUGUAAGAUUGUGGCUGAUAAAACUCCAUAUCUCAGCAUUGAAGAAAUCACAAGAAAGGUUUCUAUUGGGCCAACGCGACUGGGCCAUCCUUGCUUCUAUUGCAAUGAAGACAUAAAAUUGGCAAAUUUCACCAUCAAACAAGGUGAGCAGAUCAUGUUCAACUCCAUGGAAGAGGUCAAUGGGACACUGACUGUGAACUGCGGAGUGGUAAGAGAUAACCAAUCUCACUCCUUUACUUUGCCACUCUCACAAGAAGGAGAGUUCUAUGAAUGUGAAGAUGACCAUAUUUACACCCUGAAAGAGAUUGUUGAAUGGAAAAUCCCCAAAAGUAGAAACCGGAUUGUGAAAUUUACCAAUAUGUUACAUACAUGGGACUCCUCUAAUCCACUUCCUGAGAAUUUUGAUGGCUGUCUGAUUCUAGCACCGAUCUACGAAGUCCAAGGAGUGAUGAAAUUUCGAAGGGAUAUAGUUCAUAUCCUCUCUGAUCUAGAUAUUGAAGUCAUAGAUGUAACAGACUCUUAUGAUAUUAGCUGUUUCCUUCAUCCAUUAUCCAUGGAAGAUGUAUUUGAAAGGACAAGCAAAGAAUUUCCUAUGGUUGCUGAGGUAAUAGAAGGGCCCACAGGAAGACAGCAACCUUAUAAUUUAUUAUGUCCUGGGAAGGAAAUUGUCAUUCACAAAAAGUACCAGGCAAAAAGAAUCCUCGCAUCUGAGAUCAGAAGUGAUUCCCACAAAAGACACUUUUUAAUUCCUGCCAGCUACAAAGGAAAGUUCAAAAGAAGACCUCGGGAGUUUCUAACUGCCUAUGACCUGGAGAUAGCAAGAAGUGACAAGGAGCAGCUUCAUGUUGUAGCAACUAAAGCCUUUGAUUCUCCCCAUGCAGAAUUGUUUUCUGUUUCUGUUGGAGACCAGUUUCUAGUUCAACAGCGCCAGACCGGUGAAGUCAUAUAUCAGGGAAGGAAGAAAGUGAUAGAUGUUUUGGCCUGUGAACAAAUAUUAAGUGAGGCCUAUAAGGAAGUGCUUCUUCCUAUGUAUAUGGAAGGCGGCUUUGUAGAAGUGAUUCAUGACAAGAGACAGUACCAGCUUUCAGAGCUUUGCAGAGAGUUCCGCUUGCCCUUUAAUGUCAAAGUGUCUGUGAGGGAUCUCUCCAUUGAGGAGGAUGUCUUGGCUGCUAUGCCUGGACUGCAGCUUGAAGAAGAAAUCACAGACUCUUACUUGCUAAUCAGUAGUGCUGGCGAUCCUGCGGACAGUUGGGAAAUUCCUGUGUAUCGUCUAAAUAUGUCUGUUCAGUUGCUCAGCAAAUCUGUUGAUGAAACUGUAUCCUCCCCAACUAGGACUAUUGUGGAAGAGAUCAGUGAAGAACAAUAUUACAUGGUGAGGAGAUUUGAAAACCAAGUCCUACUCCCACCACCCAGACCUCCCAAAAAGCCAACAACACUGGAAUCAAAACCUCUUCUUACUCUACCAGAGCGAAGUAUGUCGGAUGCACCACAUGCUGUGAAGAAUCUCUAUGUAGACACCACUAAGAAACUGUGCUCAGAUCAAGCUACUGCUGUUUCAGAAUUACAAGUUAGUUGUCAAAAUGAUUUAGUGCACUGGGAGAAUGAGGACAACGUGACUGGGACAGCUACAUUACUGGACACCAGUGUGAUUAAAGGUCCAAUAAACAAUAUGCUUCUGGAGGAGAAGCACAGCUAUGAAUAUGCUGAUGAAAACGUAAUUGAAAACAUAAGGAAAAAAUUCCAAGAAAGCACAGUUCACAAUAAAAUAUAUCCCCUGAAGAAGAAAAGGGAAGAAACCUCUAAAAUGGAAUAAUACUGAAAUUAACCUGAAAUGACUGGAAAACUGCAUUUAUUAUGUAAUUAGAUCAUCCACAACUACAAUAACAGAUGAAUCAUGAAAGAAACACCGUCUUCCUUCUGUCUCAUGAAGAGCAUCCAAGGCUGCAAUUCAACUACACCAAGCCCCAUAGAAACUAAACUACUUUCACAAUCAUAAAUAAAAAGUCAUGCACGCUAAUGGUUCCCUUUGUAAACAUGUAUUCACAAAUUCAUAUAAUUAUGCCAAUUAGGAUCCAAUUUUGCCUUCUCAGUGCACCCAAAACACCCAUUGAUUUCCUAGGGCACUUACUCCAGGCCAAUUCCUUAUUCUAAAGUGUCCUAUAAUUGCAAAUGUUUUGGGGAGAGAGAGUAAAGUAAAUCCUUAUUUAAUUAAACAAUUGCAAAUGCUCCAGGUUGAGUUUCAGUUAUGGUGUACUCAAAAUUACAAGGGUCAGAUUCAGCCACCUUUUCUGGUGCUGCGUAGUAUCUUACUGUGCAAGUAGUACCUUGCUUCAUAAGUAAUCCCAUUGAAAUCAAUGCAACUGCUCACAGAGUAAAAUACUUCCCAGUGGGACUAAGGGUGGCUGAACCUGGCACAGAAUAAAUCAUAGUAUUUUGGGUUAGAUUGUGUCCAUACUGGGGAUAGGAAGGGCUGAUCUUGUGGGGUCUGAGUAGGAGCCACUAAGAAUCAUAACCUCUUUGUUCAGGAAGAAAGAGUUGCUCAGUCGGGGAGUAAUUUGCCGAAAAGAGAACAAGGAAGCAUGGGGAGGGAUGAGAGCAGGUGGAGUCAUGUCUCCGUCCCCCCUGUGCAUUGUGAGGACGGAACAUGCUGCACUUUUAAAAAGUUAUGUAGCAAUUGCUCUCCCAUUCACUCCCAAGCACAACUGGGUCAGUGCAUCUUCACACAACCUUUCAAUGGGCUAUGCCAAACAGGAGUCAUUAGGUCUUGAUUAACGCUCCACCUGUUAAAGGGUAUAGCAGAUAUUUCAUAUUUUUUAAAAAUUUGCUUUAAAAUGUUUUCCUUUUUAAAAAUAUUUUUGAAAAAUGAAAAAUAAGUGGUUAGACAGUUCCAUGAGAGGUGAAGGGUUUGCUGGAUGCAAAACCUAUCUGAUGAGCAUCUGAGGUACAUUCAUUGGUGCCCUACCACUAUCCUCCUUAGUAUUGUGGAAAUAGCAAUUAUGGUGGGUAUUUCUGCUUAUUCAGCUAAGGAUGCUUUUAAAUCUAGCUGUGAAUGUACGAGCAGACUUGCUGUACUCUCAUAUUACAAAGCAACGAAGCACCAAAAAUGCCUACAUCUUUUCUCUGUAAAUAUUUUUAAAGAAAAAAUCGCUACGAUAUUAGUAUACCCUGAAUUGCUGAUAGGAACUCCAUGGAAUAGUUAGUUACCUCUAUGGUAAAUUCAUUUAGGAUUUCUUUGCACUGUUUUACAUUAAUUUAAUUAGGGUAAAUCCUUUUCCUUACUAUAACCAUUGUCUAAAUUAGUCCAAUUACUAAACAGUACUUUGUAUGCACAUGUUUUUUAUGCAACAUUCGGCAUAUAAAUAGUUAAUGAGGGAUAGUUUUGUCUGUGUGUCUAUUGCAUGUAUGCACCCACCUUGUCUGUCUAUUGUAUACAUAGGAUUAAUUGGAUAAUGUGGCCUGUGAAUGUAUUGAUAUGUCUCUUUGAAUAGAUUGCACAAAAAACAGUAUUUCUUUUUUUUAGUACGUGAAAACAAUCCAGCUUGUAACAUUGGCAAACCCAGUCUUCUGCAUAAAUAAAUGUAGUUCAUGAUGUAUUUUA